Eruca vesicaria subsp. sativa (arugula) is the source of this 413-nucleotide messenger RNA. Lineage: Eukaryota; Viridiplantae; Streptophyta; Magnoliopsida; Brassicales; Brassicaceae. The record is from the annotation of a GenBank genome assembly.
UAGAUAUAUACAAGCAAGAUAUCUAUAUCUCUAACGUAUUUUCGAUUCCUCUCUAUAGGAUUAUAAUGGGAGGUUCUUGGCGUUUCUUGUUUAGCUUCUUCGGCAGCUUCAAGGCAUGGUGGAAGAGAAGACAGAGAUCAAACCCGGCAGGAACAGACGACGAGAUGUAUGGUGAAGAUAGUGAAGGCAACUUCUAUAAUUGGUACGUUGUUGAACCAGCUAUUAACCGGAAAUCCACUGAUUUCAUCAAAAGGUUCCACGAGACUCGUGACUGAUUCUAUCAGCUUCAGCUUCUUUUUAUUCUUCUUCAGCUUCUUUUAAACGUAGUAGUUUGGAUGAAUAUUUGUUCUUUUUGUGUAAUAUGUGUGUGUAAUAUUCUAUGUGAUGCCAAUAAAUGUAAUCAUAGUUCGUUU